Molecule: messenger RNA, 1028 nt
Organism: Rhincodon typus (whale shark)
Lineage: Eukaryota; Metazoa; Chordata; Chondrichthyes; Orectolobiformes; Rhincodontidae
Gene: cript
Product: cysteine-rich PDZ-binding protein
Exons: 5
Coding region: 105-410 (101 amino acids)
Biological process (GO): cytoplasmic microtubule organization
Cellular component (GO): dendrite
Molecular function (GO): PDZ domain binding; microtubule binding
Source: RefSeq, a predicted model, not a curated record
CCACAACAUGCCUGAGUCUCUGCUCUGGAGCGCACUAAGACCCGGGAGACAACUUCCGCUUGAGCUGGUUUGUUGCCGGAAGUGGGGGCCGGCGGCGGUGGAGGAUGGUGUGUGAGAAAUGUGAAAAGAAGCUGGGAAGAGUUAUUACACCAGAUACUUGGAAAGAUGGAUCAAGGAACACGAUGGAAAGCGGUGGCCGCAAGAUCAAUGAAAACAAGGCGUUGACUUCUAAAAAAGCAAGGUUUGAUCCUUACGGAAAGAGCAGAUUUUCAGUAUGUCGUAUCUGUAAAAGUGCAGUUCACCAGGCUGGUUCUAAUUACUGUCAAGGAUGUGCAUACAAAAAAGGCAUCUGUGCAAUGUGCGGCAAAAAAAUCUUGGAUACUAAAAACUACAAGCAGACAUCUGUCUAACUUCAUAUUAAAGAUGCUGAUGGGUAUGUUGGUUAUCAUGGAAACCGAUGACCAAUAUGACCGUGAGCACGUUAAUAAUUAUACAUUACGAAUCUGUAUGGGGUACUAUACCUGCAUAUUUUGAAAGUAGAAGACUGUCAAUUAAACAAAACUUCUCAACUAAGUUUAUAUGUUCAGUAACAUUUAUUAGUAUGUAUAUUUUAAUGUAUUUUUUAAAAAGUAUGGUGAUUUCACUACAGCCUGACAGGUGAUAACAUGUCGAAGUGAAGUUGUGGCACUACAAUCACCUGAGCUGGAAACUGGCAAUAAGUGAUAGCAGUGAAGUGUAGAGUGAAUGAUGCUGUAUGAGUUCCUUUCACUGGAGUAAAUGGAAAAAGUUCCUGGCAGUAAAUACUCUGAAAAUGGAGAAAGUAAUUGGAGAAUUAGAAAGACAUAAUGGACAACUUGUACUGUUAACUAGAAGUGGUCUGUUAUCCGUGACUAUACUUUGGGAAUUUCUGAAUAGAAUUUUUCUUCUUGAUUUGCUAUCUUGAUUUCACUCUGUUCUAGCUUGGUGAGAUAAAUUAAGAUAUCUGUAAUUUGUGCUUUUGCAUUACUAAAAUCAAUAUAUUUAGUUAA